Messenger RNA from Owenia fusiformis, 961 nucleotides. The record is from the annotation of a GenBank genome assembly. Lineage: Eukaryota; Metazoa; Annelida; Polychaeta; Sabellida; Oweniidae.
GUUAUUCAAACUGACCUGUUCAUUUAUCGAGAAGGACUAUAUAUUCGGAGGUAUUUCCAAAAUAUGGACAAGAUUCUAACAUCUUUGUUCGUUAUUUCUGCAUCUUAUUCCAUUGUGAAUGGACUCACGUGUUAUGAUUGCACAGAUGCCCUUGGCUUGGUGUCCACGUGUGGAAGUAACUUCAUUGGUAAUGAUAUCAAUGAAGUAAACUGUAGCACGUCCUGCUAUAAUACUAAAACAGAAGUGCAGGUCCUUGGAGCUUCAACGAUAGUUUAUACUCGUGGCUGCGAUUCAACUACACAUAACAUGGUUUGUGAAGAGACUGGGGGAUUCGUUUUCGGUACGGGCUCUGUUAUAAAUACGUGCCACUGCUCAACAGACCUGUGCAAUAAUGCUCUUUUCAAUACUGGAUCAGUACUCAUUACGAUCUGUGCGUUCAUCAUGACCAAGCUCUAGAAUCAACUAUUGAGAGACAGUUAUUAAUUCAAAUGCGUGUCCAUGACGUGCCUACUACUUUGGGGACAAGCAUACUUAAUGACAUUCAGGUUAAUGAGCUAGAUAAUUACUCAUUCUAGGCGCUGUAACUUAUGCCUUGGUCACAUUUGCUCCGAUGUUCACUACGGCGCCCGGCCGAUUGAGUAUUUUGUUCACAAUUGAAUACAAUAUUGAACAAAACAAUCAAUCGGCCGGGCGCCAGCCGAUGGAUCAGAGCAAAUGUGACCCAGGCAUUACACAUUUUCGCCUUCGACUUGAUAUAAAGAGGUAGUGUAGCAACUGAAACCCUUGUGAAUCAAAGAUGGACGCUCUGCGAUUUAGCAACACUGUCCAAUGUAGCAUCUUCUGAGAAAUGUGAUUAUGCUGGGAUAAGGUUGAAACUUGAUCUGAUUGCAACAAUUUUGUACACAUAUGAUUGAUUGAUCUUGAUACGAAUGUUUAUAUGAAUGGAAUAAAUUGGUGGAAU